GAGUGUCAACGAUUGGGCUGAGUCGGAGACUUCCUUUCCUGAUUGGCCGUGUUGUACGGCGGCUUCUCGCGCAGCUGAGGACCUGGAAGUGAUGCCUAAAGCUGCGGACCGCGUGGGCUCGCCUCCCUGGGACUAGGUUUCAGCGGCCGCUGCGAUGACAAAAAUAAAGGCCGAUCCCGACGGGCCCGAGGCUCAGGCGGAGGCGUGUUCCGGGGAGCGCACCUACCAGGAGCUGCUGGUCAACCAGAACCCCAUCGCGCAGCCCCUGGCUUCUCGCCGCCUCACGCGGAAGCUCUACAAAUGCAUCAAGAAAGCGGUGAAGCAGAAGCAGAUUCGGCGCGGGGUCAAAGAGGUUCAGAAAUUUGUCAACAAAGGAGAAAAAGGGAUCAUGGUUUUGGCAGGAGACACACUGCCCAUUGAGGUAUACUGCCAUCUCCCAGUCAUGUGUGAGGACCGAAAUCUGCCCUAUGUCUAUAUCCCCUCUAAGACGGACCUGGGUGCAGCCGCAGGCUCCAAGCGCCCCACCUGUGUGAUAAUGGUCAAGCCCCAUGAGGAGUACCAGGAGGCUUACGACGAGUGCCUGGAGGAGGUGCAGUCCCUGCCUCUACCCCUAUGACGGGCUCCGGUAGCACCUGGGCACCUGCCGCUGGAAGCCGCUGGGCUGGUAGCAGGACGACUGGCUGUCCUCCUGCCCACCCACACUGAGGGCAUCUUCCCAGUUCCCCAAGGCACGCCUUCUUCCCAGGCAGCUCUAACAGCCCUUUCAUGAAGGUAAUGCCAGUCUUCUGUCCAUCAGUGCCAUUUCCUGUAGAACUAAAGGCUGUUCCAAGAAUGUGAGGUGGGGAAAGUAAAUGCUAAGACUAAAA
Messenger RNA from Nomascus leucogenys (northern white-cheeked gibbon), 866 nucleotides. It is a transcript of the gene NHP2, whose product is annotated as NHP2 ribonucleoprotein. Gene Ontology annotation, molecular function: box H/ACA snoRNA binding. The record is from RefSeq and is a predicted model, not a curated record. Gene Ontology annotation, biological process: rRNA pseudouridine synthesis; snRNA pseudouridine synthesis. Lineage: Eukaryota; Metazoa; Chordata; Mammalia; Primates; Hylobatidae. Gene Ontology annotation, cellular component: box H/ACA snoRNP complex; nucleolus.